GCUGAUCAUGUGGACCAAGGGCUUCAACAUUCCUGAGACUGAGGGAAGGGACGUGGUCCAGGUACUAGAGGAGGCUCUUGAACGCCAGAAGCUUGACAUGAAAGUCACUGCACUGGUGAACGAUGCGGUUGGCACGCUGGCGGGAGCUCGGUUUGUGGAGUCCGAUGUGAUGCUGGGCGUGAUUCUGGGCACCGGCUCCAACGCGUGCUACGAGGAGAUCCAUGACACCAGCGUCAGGCAGACCGGCCCCCACCAGCCUCGGGCCGCAUGGUGAUCAACAUGGAGUGGGGCAACUUCUGGUCGGGCCAUCUGCCCAUUACCGAAUAUGACGACCUUCUGGACUCCAAGAGUGCCAACUGCGGUCAGCAGCGCUACGAGAAGAUGAUCUCAGGCAUGUAUGUGGGCGAGGUGGUGCGACUGGCGCUGCUGGACAUCUCUCAGAAGUCUCACCUCUUUGGCGACCCUGUCCCUCCUAAGCUGCUUCAACCCAACUCUCUCCCAACCCCUAAAGUGGCAAUCAUUCAUGAAGACACCUCUCCAGACCUUGCAAAAGUCGGAUCUGUUUUUGCAGAGGAGCUUGAGCUCCCAGACACCUCAUUGUCGCAGCGCCAGGCAGUGCAGGAGGUGUGCCGCAUCAUGGGGGAGAGAGGCGCCCGCCUCGUGGCUGCUGGCAUCGUGGGCGUGCUGCAGAAGCUGGGGCGCGACGGGAAAGCACCGGCGAACGCACAGGCAAACGCACAGGCAAACGCACAGGCAAACGCACAGGCAAACGCACAGGCAAAGGCUCCUGAAGGAGAAGCAGAAGCAUCAGCUGUUGAUGGUGAUGCAGCAGCAGCAGCAGCAGCAGCAGCAGCAGGGGCAGGAGAAGCAGCAGCAGAAGCUGCUCUGGGGCAUGUGCCGCGGACAGUGGUGGCGGUGGAUGGCGGCAUGUACGAGCACUACACUCCAUUCCGGGAGGCCAUUCACGAGACGCUCAAGGAGCUGCUGGGGGAGGAGGUGGCGGGGUUUGUGAGCAUGAAGCUGUCCAAGGAUGGGUCGGGGAUUGGCGCUGCUCUGCUGGCUGCCUCACACUCGGCAUACAAGGAGUAAUCAUAGCACAUACACGGUUCGAGCAUGUGAGGCCAUUCACGAGACGCUCAAGGAGCUGUUGGGGGAGGAAGGAGGUGGCGGGGUUUGUGAGCGUGAAGCUGUCCAAAGACGGUCGGGUACCAGCUCUGCUCUGCUUGCUGCCUCACAUUCAGUAUACCUAUAAGGAGUGAUGCACGAGGGAUGGGUCGGGGAUUGGGGAUUUGAGGGGAGGAGGUGGGGGUUUCUGUGAGCAUACUGUCUAGUAAUGGGUCGGGGAUUGGCAUUGCUCUGCUGGAUGCCUCACUUUGCGCACAAGGAGUGAUGUGAGUAUGGUCACCACUCGUUCUAGCAUAUUGGAGUGAGAAACAUUGCUCUGGGUGGAAGUUUGCUGACUCGUUUUGUGUACAGGGGUUGACAUGAAACAGAACAGAUAUUGGCUGGUUGCGUCCUUUCUCAUGGUUUGAAGUGUCGGUGGGUGGAAUUGUUCGUUCUUCAUCGCAUUCAAUUCUGUCUUGCUCAUUUGAAACAUAAAUAAUUGUACUGUGACUGUGAGUAAUAACCA
Messenger RNA from Closterium sp. NIES-67, 1630 nucleotides. NCBI's taxonomy places the organism in Eukaryota, Viridiplantae, Streptophyta, Zygnematophyceae, Desmidiales, Closteriaceae. The record is from the annotation of a GenBank genome assembly.